This is a messenger RNA of Aphis gossypii (cotton aphid), 2136 nucleotides long. RefSeq names its product acetyl-coenzyme A transporter 1-like. The record is from RefSeq and is a predicted model, not a curated record. Gene Ontology annotation, molecular function: acetyl-CoA transmembrane transporter activity. Gene Ontology annotation, cellular component: membrane. The coding region runs from base 319 to 1917 and encodes 532 amino acids. Lineage: Eukaryota; Metazoa; Arthropoda; Insecta; Hemiptera; Aphididae. The transcript has 10 exons.
GCUCAUUGCUGUAACAUAGUUCAUCGUUACAUGUUCAAUUACAUUAUUUGUCUAUUUUAUCGAUAAUAAAAAUUACAAAAAACGCCCUAAGCAAGCUGAUACAAUAUUUAACUUGGUGUUAAAAUAUUUUAUGACGUUACUGUAGUAUUUUAAAGUAAGAUAAUAAAUCUUUUUUUUUUUUUUUUUUGUUAAGGUUAAUUUCUAACAAAUUCUAAUAACGAUUGUUUUCAUAAGUUUUAUCAUAGCUUAGGCAAAGUUUCGGUUAAAUUUAUUAGUGAAACCGAAUGUUAACGGUCAGAUUUUAAAGUAAAAGUUACCAUGGAAAAAUCAAACAUAAGUAAAUACGAUCAAAAGGAAUCGACCAAAGUUCAUGACAUUAAUGGAACACAAUAUGAUUCUGCAUCAGAAAAACCAAAUUUGGACGGAGAUCGAUUGAAUUUCUACCUAUUGAUAUUACUGUAUAUUAUACAAGGUUUUCCUUUAGGAUUGUCUUCUGCAUUCACGAUAAUUUUACAGAGCAAAAAAAUUGUCACUUAUGAAGAUCAAGCAACAUUUAGUAUAGCAUUAUGGCCAUACAUUAUGAAUAUUUUAUGGGCGCCAAUAGUUGAUGCAUUAUAUAUUCAAUUUAUAGGAAGACGAAAAUGUUGGCUAAUUCCACUACAAUUAUUAAUGGGGUUAUUUAUGUUUUACAUGGCUUGUAACAUCGCCGAUUGGUUACCCGAAUCAGGAAAACCGAAUUUAAAAAUGAUGUUAAUCGUGGUUUUGGCUCUUAACGUCUUAUCUUCAACUCAAGAUAUUGUUGUCGAUGGUUGGGCUUUAACUAUGCUAAAAAAAAAUAACGUGAGUUAUACGUCAAUGUGCAAUUCUAUAGGAGUACUAUUUGGAAUAUUUCUUGGUGAAGUCUGUUUUACUCUACUUGUAUCGGAGGAAUUCAACACUAAAUAUUUUCGAUCUACGCCAGGUACUGGAGGACUGAUAUCUAUGAAAAGCUUUUUGUUAUUUUGGGCUGUUUUAGUUAUGUCGGUGACGUUUUCAGUUGGAAUAUUUAAAAAGGAAAAGAAAAACCUAGAAGAUGGUAUCGAAAAAGUCAGCGUUUUUCAAAAUUAUAAACUGUUAUGGGAAAUUAUAAAGCUACCUAACAUAAAAGGAUUGACAAUAGCUUUGUUGACAACUAGGAUUGGAUUUAUUGCAACAGAGUCAGUAUCGGUUUUAAAAUUAAUUGACGCUGGUUUAUCUAAAGACAACAUUAUGAUUAUGACAACAGUGAUGUAUGUUGGAAAAUUUGCUAUUCCGAUAUUUAUAUCCAAAUAUAUUACGAGUAUCAAGCCAAUGAGUUAUUAUUUAAAAAUGACUCCCAUUAGAUUGGCCUGGGGUAUUGUUUAUGUGACGUUGAUCUAUUUUACACCUAAUAUAAUACAUUUGAAUAGUACUGUUGUUAGUGUGCCAGAGUAUUAUUAUUUAAUAUUAGGAUUUGUAUAUGUCAUAAAUGAUUUGCUGAGUUUCCUCAUGUUGAUAAUGUUGUUUUCAUUCUUUUAUCAAAUUAGCGACCCGCGUUUUGGCGGAACGUACAUGACACUAUUUAAUACCUUAUACUUUUUGGGAUGGUUUGUACCAAAUACGUUAGUUCUGAAACUGGUUGACAUUACUACCUUUAGUAAAUGUUCUAAUGAUGCACAGAACUUAUGUUCUACUCCAGAUUUGACAAGUAUGUGCACUACAAAUGGAGGAAGCUGUAACGUAUAUGUGGACGGUUACUACAUUACAACAGCCAUAUGUACUGUUAUUGGAUUAGUUUGGUAUGGUAUUUUUAAAAAUACGUUGAAAUCUUAUCAAAAUUUGAGCGUUUCUCAUUGGAUGGUGUAUUCUAGACCAUUAGACAUCGACGAAGUUCAUGAACCGUGCAUUAGAUCUUCGUGAUAGAUAUAAUUAAUGCAUUGAUCGUAUGGUCAUAUGAUAAUUAGUGUGUGAAAUUGUAAAUAAACAAAUGCCCGAGCGAGUUGUGAAUAUAAUACCUAUACGAUAAAUUUAAAGUACUAUCUAUACCUUCGUAAGAGGCAAUACGAGGAAUUUAUGUACAACGUAUUUAAUAAUUAUUAUAUCAAAUAUAGCUGACCUUUACCCGGCUUCGCCCGUGUC